Messenger RNA from Saccharomycopsis crataegensis, 636 nucleotides. RefSeq names its product Mdy2p (gene MDY2). The coding region runs from base 1 to 636 and encodes 211 amino acids. The transcript has a single exon. Lineage: Eukaryota; Fungi; Ascomycota; Saccharomycetes; Ascoideales; Saccharomycopsidaceae. The record is from RefSeq and is a predicted model, not a curated record.
AUGUCACAGGUAUCUGUCGACCACUUCCUUCAGCUCUUGUCCGCAAAGAAUACUGGCCUUAUCUUUAAUAAUAAUUAUAAGGAAGACCCAUCUAAAAUAACCGAAGCACCAAUUAGUUUCACCAAAAACAUUCCAAAGACUACAUUAUUUGCAGUGGGUGCCUCUAAACCAGAAACUUUCACUUUGAAAUUCAAGUCUAUUAAACCUCCAUAUAAAUUUUCUACUGAAUUCACCAGUGAUUCCACAAAUACCAUUUACCAGAUCAAGGAACAAUUAAUUGCCAAGAUCAAAACCCAAGAUGAAAAACUCAGUGGGUUAGUUACAUCUCAAUUAAAAUUUAUGGUGAAAUCAAAGGUUCCAAAUGACUCUGUUCAAUUGAAGGAUAUUGAUGGUGUCAAAAAUGCCGAAAUAUCUUUUAUGGUUAUGGUUGGUAAGGCGCCAGUUAAGCCAGAAGAACCUAGCACUGUUGUUCCUAUUACAUCAUCUACAUCUACUCCAUUAAAUCAACAAUCAGCAGGCUUGGAAUUGACUGAAAAAUCAUGGAGUAAUAUAUAUAAAGUUCUUGCUGAAGAAUUGGGCGAGCAAAACGCACAGCUUGCUGUCGAAAAAUUGAAAAAGGGAUGGAAUUCUAUAUAA